CAUAGCCAACUCAACUAGUAGCAUACUCGACAUCUCUCCCAACCUCACCCCUCCAACCCUCGAAGUCUCCCUAGCCCGCCGACAAAAUGGUCCGCAUCAUCCCCGCCCUCCUCAGCCUCGUUACCGUCCUCUCGGUCUCGGCCGCGCCGCUCCACGCCGAGGUUGAGGCCCGCGCGUGCGCCUUCACCUGCGGCAGCGUGUGCUACGAGAGCUCGCACAUCAACGCCGCCCUCAACAAGGGCUACUCCCUGCACCUGGACGGCGACGACAUCAACAACUACCCGCACCGGUACAACAACUACGAGGACUUCGACUUCCCGACCCCGGGCCCCUGGUACGAGUACCCCAUCAUGUCGAGCCACAGCGUCUACAACGGCGGCUCGCCGGGCGCCGACCGCGUCGUCUUCGACGGCGACGGCAACUUCGACCUGCUCAUCACCCACCAGGGCGCCAGCGGCAACGCCUUUGUUGCUUGCCGUUCCGGUUAAGCUGGGUGUGAGUAGAAUGGUUAUGGUUAAGGGGGGGGGGGGGUUGGUGUGUGUGGGUUGGUGACUUUCUCUGGGUGGAUGGACUUUGUCACAUUGUUCGCUAGCAUGUCAGCUAGGCGCCUGACAGAAAUGGCUACCUACUUGUGAGACGGGCAAAGAGGGUUUGCGUUUGCGAGUGAUCCCAUCUGCUUCUCAUGGGCUUUGAAUUCAAGCACGGUAUUGUGGAUAACUGACACCAAACUCCCCCUGUUCAUAGAUCGUCCGGACCGGCACGCCUCUGUUCUCGGCAAUGAAGCCGAUGAGCUGCUGGCCGAUGUCCUUGAUAUCGUUGUACUCCUGUAGGCGGCGGAUGUAUGUCUUGACAGUGGUCUCGGGUGGUUGGCU
Messenger RNA from Chaetomium fimeti, 872 nucleotides. Its product is annotated as Ribonuclease/ribotoxin. Gene Ontology annotation, molecular function: RNA nuclease activity; RNA binding. NCBI's taxonomy places the organism in Eukaryota, Fungi, Ascomycota, Sordariomycetes, Sordariales, Chaetomiaceae. The record is from RefSeq and is a predicted model, not a curated record. The coding region runs from base 87 to 488 and encodes 133 amino acids. The transcript is spliced from 4 exons.